AUGGAGAGCCGUUCUAUCUCCAGUGGCGAAGUCAUUCGGAGUUCGGACAUGUGGGUCACGUCUCCUCCGCCGCACCCACUCCAGCUCCGGCGACCGCCGCCUCCUCCUUUCCUCGUCCGCCGCCGUAACAAGCGGCUGGAUCGCAUCGCGGCCUCACAGGACCCGCUCACCGCGCUGACCCGCGUGCUGUGGGGUCGCGCGCUGCCACCGGCGCAGCUCGUUCUCGCCGUGCGCCACGGCUGGACCACGGCGUGGCAGCUCCUGAUGCGGCAGCUGGCGCCGUCGGACCCCGCGACGGGCGCCUUCACCCGUACCCCUGCCCGCUUCCCCGCCGUCGCGGGGGAGCCCAGCUCCCGGCUCCACCUCUACGUGGGCCUCCCCUGCCCCUGGGCGCACCGCGCCCUCGUCGUCCGCGCGCUCCUCGGCCUCGAGGCCCGCCUCCCGGUCUCCGUCGCCGUCCCCGGGGACGACGGCGCGUGGUCCUUCACGGCCGGCAGCCCCGACCGGCUCUACGGCAAGCGGAAGCUCCGGGAGGUGUACGCCCUGCGGAGCGGCGGGUUCGAGGGCAGGGCCUCGGUGCCGAUGCUCUGGGACGCCGAGCGCCGCGAGGUGGUCUGCAACGAGAGCAUCGAGAUCGUCAAGUUCCUCUGCGGCCUCGCCGGCGACGGCGACGGUGCCGGUGGCGUCGAUCUGUGGCCGCCGGAGCUGCGCCAGGACAUCGACCGCUGGUACGGCCUCAUCUACCCCAGCGUCAACAACGGCGUGUACAGGUGUGGGUUUGCACAGAGCCAGGAGGCGUACGACGCCGCGGCGAACGAGCUGUUCGGCGCGCUCGACACCCUGGAGGCUCACCUCGCUGGCUCCCGCUACCUGUGCGGCGACAGGCUCACGCUGGCCGACGUCUGCCUCUUCACGACGCUCAUCCGCUUCGACCUCGUCUACAACACGCUGUUCCGGUGCACCAGGCGGAAGCUGGCCGAGUACCCCAGCCUCCACGCCUACACGCGCGACAUCUACCAGAUGCCCAAGGUUGCCGAGACGUGCGACAUGGAAGCCAUCAUGGCAGGAUACUUCAAGACCCUCUUCCCGCUCAACCCCGGCGGGAUCCAGCCACUCCCGCCGGCGACCUGCGAUAGGGAGUCGCUCUUGAGGCCACACGGCAGGGAGGCCUUGUCCUGUGCUGCUGGCACGCCGCUUGAAGCAGCCGGCGUUUCAUAA
Miscanthus lutarioriparius is the source of this 1218-nucleotide messenger RNA. NCBI's taxonomy places the organism in Eukaryota, Viridiplantae, Streptophyta, Magnoliopsida, Poales, Poaceae. The record is from the annotation of a GenBank genome assembly.